CAUCAGCAUACGAUUCCAAAGUUCGCAAAUCCAAACCCUAGCUCAACCCAAAGUAGCUUUUUCCCUGCAAAAUCGACUGCGAAAAUGCUGAGACUGGUGGCGAGUAGGCUGCUCGGAACAGCGUCACGGGAAGUCCCAUCGCGUCCCCUUCAGAUUCUUCCGCGUCUUUACCACGAGAAUGUCAUCGAUCACUACAAUAACCCUCGUAAUGUCGGCUCCUUCGAUAAGAACGAUCCCAACGUCGGAACCGGCUUGGUCGGUGCUCCGGCAUGUGGCGAUGUUAUGAAGCUGCAAAUCAAAAUUGACGAGGAAUCAGGGAAAAUCGUCGAUGCUUGCUUUAAAACCUUUGGUUGUGGGUCGGCUAUUGCAUCUUCUUCUGUCGCUACUGAAUGGGUGAAAGGAAAAAGCAUGGACGAAGUGCUUACCAUUAAAAACACUGAGAUCGCGAAACAUCUUUCACUUCCACCCGUUAAGCUUCACUGCAGUAUGCUUGCAGAAGAUGCAAUCAAGGCAGCUGUAAAAGAUGCGGAAGCUAAACGUGCUAAAAUGAAUGGUAGUUCCAAGGCUGCUGAUGUAAACUGAGAUCAGUAGAGGCGAAACAGACCCAGGGCUGGUCCAAAAGAAUUUGAUGUUAUUAUGUGGUGCCUGGAACAUGGUUUUGCAUCUUACCGUUGGAUCCAGGCUAAUGUGAAGACAGCAAUCAAAUCCACUAAGGUUGGUCCGACAAGUACUGGAACUUUUUAUGCAAUGAACAUUCUUAUUA
Molecule: messenger RNA, 763 nt
Organism: Hibiscus syriacus
Lineage: Eukaryota; Viridiplantae; Streptophyta; Magnoliopsida; Malvales; Malvaceae
Product: iron-sulfur cluster assembly protein 1-like
Exons: 4
Coding region: 85-582 (165 amino acids)
Biological process (GO): iron-sulfur cluster assembly; intracellular iron ion homeostasis
Cellular component (GO): cytoplasm; mitochondrial matrix
Molecular function (GO): ferrous iron binding; 2 iron, 2 sulfur cluster binding
Source: RefSeq, a predicted model, not a curated record